GAAAUUAGUGAGGUUAUGUGUUCAUUGUUUUGUUUUUUAAGUGAAGUGUAAAUUAUACAUUCUCGUGGCUCCUGAGUCACGUGUGAUAAUGUUCUUGUCCAAAAUGUGAUAAUUAAAUGGGUAGAUCUGUUACAAAAUUUAUGUUACAUUUUCAGGUAUGACUCUUAAUGAAAUCAAUUAUCAACAGAUAUGAUAGGCCAAAAUCGCAAAUAAAAAAUGACAACCUUGAAAUCAAAACAAUCUGAGAAAAAGGGUGCAUCAACAGCUCACUAUCUCAGUGAAAGUGGCUCGGAUUCAGAAUCUGUUUCACAAGCCUCAUCUUGUAAGGCAAAUAGUAAACCAUUAAUUCAGUCACCAAGCGCUGAACAGAACAAAAGUAAAAAGAAAAAAGCACAAAAAAAUUCAUCUGACCCUGAUGAUGGCUGCAUCAUUACUGGUGAGACCAUUUUACUAGACGAGGCCACUCUCUCUCAGCCUACAGGUAAUCAAAAGUCUAGUCGUAAGCGGAAAAGAAUAGAAGAUGUUACUGGGCCUCCAUCCGAUUGUGAAAUUACCGGAGAAACCAUCCUACUUCAAGAAACAUCCCCUGCUCCGAAACCACCUAAGUCGAAAAAAAGGAAAUUCCAAGAGGCUGAAUCAUCCCACAAAACUAGAGUGUCAGCUAAAGAGCCAGUUGCAGGACCGUCCGGAACAAACGUUCAACCCUCUGUACCAGAAACCAGAGACAGGCCGCAUAAUACUUCAGUCACAGAGGGGGACCUUGACAGCUCAGAGCAAACGUACUUUAUUGAUCCACAGGAGGCAGCUCUCCUUUAUGAAGAUAUAACGGAGAAUGAUGAGAUUUGGGUGAUCCAAUGCCCUAAAUUUGUAAACCCUGAGCUUCUGAUCGGAAACAGCUUUAAUUUAUCCAAAAAAUCAGCAGUAAAGUGCAAGAAAAACGAUGGUUCAAACAUACAAUUAGACUCAUAUCCAGUAAACGCCAAUGCUGAAUCAAGUAAAAUUAAUCUCCUUCUACCGAGUCAAGAGGAAGAAAUUUUAAAAAUAAAGGUUGCCAACCUGCAGGGAAAGUUGAUUUUGACGGAACAGGUGGAAGUUCCAGAAAUUGAUUAUGAAGCUCUGCGGAACUCGCAACCAGAGGAAAUUUCCUUUCCCAGCAAUUUAAAAGUUCGGCAUCCGUUACUAGGACUUGAUAUUCCAAAAGGCCGCAGUGUAAGCUUGAAGCAGAAAAAACUGGAAGCAGAAAAACUAAAUGCAUCUUCACGUAUGAAUUCAUCUGCAGCAACGUAUGACUUACUACCAUCUCAAGAAUGUUUUUUAAGUCUGUCCUCUGCAAAUACAACAGCACCCUCAGGUUUCACCUCAUUAUCAGAGGCUCAUUAUGAUGAGCUUGAUAUGCAAACAGACUCUCAGGCGCAACAUGCAGAAAUUCAUAGUAAAUCAAAGAAGAAAAAGCGAAAACAUGCAGAGAUAUUAACAAAUGAUAUUGAAAUCAAAACUGAAUGGCCUCCAAGUGAGAAUGAAAAUCUGGUUUCUAGUUCUCAAGAAAACUGUGAGUCCCCUGUCAAAGAUUACUCUGGUAGUUCUCAAAAUCCAUGUGUUGAUCAAUUUGCUGGUGCAGCUACUGUGACUGUAGAAGGAAACUCACCAAUUAGCUCUAAGAAAAAGAAGAAGAAACGUAAAGAAACCAAUACAGAUGAGACGGAUACUUCACAUUUGGAACUGAAAGAUGAGCCAAGAGACUCAAUUGAACUAAAUGAAACUCAAGCGGAGGAGCUACACUCAAGUUCAAAAAAGAAGAAGAAGAAAAGGAAAGAAGUGAUUCCAGAUGAAGAGGACUCGAAUUUGAUGGGAGAUUUAUCUUUUGAAUUGAAAAAUGAGCCCAGAGAUCCACUCGAAGUGCAAGAAAAUAUAGAUGAGUCCCUCGUUAAAUCAAAAAAGAAAAAGAAAAAGCACAGAGAAAACAUUUCCAACGGUGCCGAAAAUUUUGACACUGAAUUCAAGCAAGAGCCGGUUGAUCCUCUAGACACAAAUCAAGAUUACACUAGCGACAAUUAUCAAGCUGUAUCCACAAGCAAGAAAAAAAAGAAGCACAGGGAGCAUGUGGAAUCAGAAACCGUGGAAAAAGAUAUUAAGACUGAGCCUGCAGACCCUCUGGCACUAGAUAUGGAUCCUCCAAUCCACGAGUCGCCCUCUUUAUCCAAAAAGAAGAGGAAAAGACACGAGGGAAUAAUGUUGAGUGACUCAACAAUUUUACCGGUAGUUUGUAAAAGUGAAUGGGACUCCCAAGAAUCAUCGUUCGAAGAUGCUGAUGUUACGUCUCAUCAAUCAAAAAAGAAAAGUAAAAGGCGGAGUAAAAAAAUGGACGAUGGUGGAUUCCCGAUUAUCCCUGAUGAGAAUCAGUGUGAUAGAUCUCUAAAUGAUUCAAACUGUGAUCCAAACGAUGAGUCUAACCACAAAAUUAAAAAGAAGAAAAAACAUUCUAGAGCCUCUGCUGAUAUUAAUGAAAUUUCUUACAAUCCUACAGAAUUCUCUGAUGAAACUGCUGCUUCAAGUCUAGCUAAUUCAGGGAAAUCAAAAAAGAAAAAAAGGAAAAGUCAUUUAGAUGUGAGUGAAGAUAGACUCUUGCAUCCCAGUUCAAUAAAAGUUGAAACGAUUGACCUUUCUGAAAAUGAAGCAGAAUUUUCUUUCAGCUUAUUUGGUGCGGCCGAUUCAAACCAUCGACUAAGUUUCAUGGAUACUUUAGCUAAUAAUUAUGAAUUUGGUAUUUCUGAUAGAGCCAAAUCCAAAAGUAAGAAAAGAAGCUUGUAAAUGACCAAGAUGAAUGUUAAGAAACCCCUGUUUUGCUUUGUUUCACAAAUGCUCAUCUAUGAAUUUACAAAUGUUUGCCGUAGGCUGAUUAGCUAAGUUAAGUUUAUAUCUAGUUCCUUAGUUAGCCUGGAUUGAACUCAAGCCAAAUCUGAUCUGAGGCAGUAACACGUUGACUCUUUUUUGUAUCAAACUAGUGUUUAAACUAGUAGUGGAGGAGUAUGAAUUAUUGUUGCUGAAGGUUUUCUGUUUAAUGGAACAUAGAGCACUGUACCCUCAUGGUAUUCCAACUAUCAUGAUUUUGUUUUACAUACUUGAUGUGAUGCCUUGUUAAUUCGUGAAUUUUUUUUUGAAGAAGUGAUUUAUUAAUUUUA
Molecule: messenger RNA, 3179 nt
Organism: Bemisia tabaci
Lineage: Eukaryota; Metazoa; Arthropoda; Insecta; Hemiptera; Aleyrodidae
Biological process (GO): transcription by RNA polymerase I
Cellular component (GO): RNA polymerase I complex
Molecular function (GO): RNA binding
Source: RefSeq, a predicted model, not a curated record